CUAAACAAGCGUCCGACCAAACGCUUCCUCACGGUGAAACAGACUUCAGAGGCGAAUUUAGACAAAUAUAACUUGAAGUUGGAUUAAAGCGACUCGGACCAGAAGCAAAGGUCUUUUACAGGAGACCUGCCCGUGAGCUUUAUGUGAGAGCAUCGAGCCGGAGAGACGCGGGUCACAGACGGACGGAGGACGGACAGAUCGGGAGCUGCGGAGCCGAGCUCGGAUCCCGGACCUGUUCCUUUGUUUAUAAACUCAGUCACGGGGAAUAAACUUUAAACAUCGAUUGGGACUUUUUCUCCUCACUUGCGUUGGUGUACUCGGUCACACGCUGAAUCAUGGAGGCCAUUGCCAAGUAUGAUUUUAAAGCGACUGCUGAUGAUGAGCUGAGUUUUAAACGCGGAGAGAUUCUGAAGGUAUUAAAUGAAGAAUGUGACCAGAACUGGUAUAAAGCAGAGCUGAAUGGCAAAGACGGUUUUAUCCCAAAGAAUUACAUAGAAAUGAAAGCACAUCCGUGGUUCUUUGGAAGGAUUCCUCGGGCGAGAGCAGAGGAGUUGUUAAACAAACAGCGGCACGACGGAGCUUUUCUUAUUAGAGAGAGUGAGAGCGCACCUGGAGACUUCUCACUGUCUGUCAAGUUUGGUAAUGACGUUCAGCACUUCAAGGUGUUGCGUGAUGGUGCAGGAAAGUACUUUCUGUGGGUGGUCAAAUUUAACUCGCUCAACGAGCUGGUGGAUUAUCAUCGCUCCACCUCAGUCUCUCGAAACCAACAGAUUUUUCUACGAGACAUCGAGCAGGUGUCACAGCACCCCACAUAUGUGCAGGCUCUGUUCGACUUCGAUCCUCAGGAAGACGGUGAACUGGGAUUCCGCCGCGGUGAUUUCAUCCAGGUCUUGGACAACUCCGACCCCAACUGGUGGAAGGGUGCGUGCCACGGCCAGACGGGCAUGUUCCCACGCAAUUACGUCACGCCGGUUAAUCGGAACAUGUAAACUAGGAGGAGAAAAAAGGUCCCGUCUGUCCACAUACACACACACACUCGCACUCAAAUCAACCUAAAUGUUUCCACCCCCCUCCAACACCCUGUGAUAUGCAGAGUGGAAAUGGAAAAAUAUGUGGAGAUUUUUAUCAGUCCAGUGACGAGGGCAAAAUCAACGCUGAUCCUGAGAAUGAUUAAUCGUAUCACUAUGAACGCUUGCAGCCAGGGUCUGAAAAGUCCAAGCUUAGUGCAGCACCACACAAAUUACCACCACAACGAUCCUGUCUGUGAUUUCUCCCUGCUCCGUCUGCCUCUUUCCUUUUCUCUUUUUCACCCCUCUUUUUAUUGUACCACAUUUUCUAUUCAAUAAUUUUCAGCUGCAUGUUCUAAUCAUUUUGUAACAGUAAAUUCUAAGGCCAUUGUGAGGAUGAAAAUGUACAAAAAAUAUAUGCGUGCAACUUGAAAAAGUGACAAAUGAUGCUAAUGAGUUUUCAGGUCUAAAAUAGACACAAGAACAUUGUACAUCGAUUUUUGGCUGUGUAAAAAAAUCACCUAUAGAGAGAAUCCAUUUUUUAAGAAUAUAUAUAUAUUAUAUAUUUGUAUGUGUUUGUCUGUUUUAUCUUUCCACAUUUUUUUUCAGUUGUAAAUGAUGUUCAGUUGUAUUGGAUGGAACGAAGUAGCUUAGAGACAUGCUGAAUUAUCAGUAUCAUUUUUAUAAAUUAUAAUCGCAGAUUGUUCAGAGACUUCAGCAUGCUAUUUAAUUUACCAUGUAUUUCAUUAAAAACAACUUCAGUUUUUGAACUACGUUUUCUUGAACGAGACCAUGUAUCGCCAGGAAUUGUUUUAACAGCGUGCAGACGAGACGUUUAUCCUGCAGGAGUUUGUCGAAUGUGAAAUUUGAAGUUGUGUUUCGGGGCCAGACACCAUUCGAAGCCAGGAUUUGUAUUGCAACCACUUCUUUUCUCUGGCCGUAAAUGUAGCUGAGUUUUCCUUACAGAUGAGCAUGAGGGAAGUUCUGAACCACAUCACUGCUGGAGAAUUUAGUCACAUUUAUUCCGUGUCAAACCCAGGUUACUCUUCUUAUUAUGCACCUGUGUGUGUACACAUUUUAACCAGAAGAUUCAAACUUCAGAUUUCAGAUCUGAUCUGUCAUGAUGUAUUUUUGCCAGUAUUUAAACUGGCACCAUUAAUACCAGUAUGAGAAACCAUAAAAAGUUGUUGUUUGUGAAUAGUAAAUAUAUCAACAGUUUUUUGUUUUUUUUCUCCCCUGUAUUUUUUUCAUGUUUUGAGCACUUUUGUUUCAGCCAUUUAGCUUUUUUAUGUCAUUUGUGAUUUUUUUUCUUUCCCAUCAUUUGUUGUGUAAAUUGUCAUUUGAUUGUUUUGUUCUCUCUGGAUUAGUGCCUUUUUCCCCUGUGUGUCAGUGUCUCCGGCCUACUGCUUUGGUCCUUGUGUUGGCUUCCAUCAGUCCUGCAGUGAGUGUUGAGUGUUGAGUUCCUGCAUCCAACCCUACCGACCAACCCACCCACCCACACACUGCCCAGUCAGUAAUUGCAACCGUGUCAACAUGGAACUAGUCCUUACUAUUUAAAUGUCUCGCCUUACCUAAUGAAUCUUAAGGUUUUGGCUGUUUCUUAUUUUUGAGGCUCUUUUUUUAAUUUGCUUUUUUUUUUUCAAUUAAUAAAAAUAAAAUUCUAAAAAUA
Molecule: messenger RNA, 2676 nt
Organism: Trichomycterus rosablanca
Lineage: Eukaryota; Metazoa; Chordata; Actinopteri; Siluriformes; Trichomycteridae
Gene: grb2b
Product: growth factor receptor-bound protein 2b
Exons: 6
Coding region: 336-989 (217 amino acids)
Biological process (GO): regulation of MAPK cascade; signal transduction
Cellular component (GO): cytoplasm; COP9 signalosome; nucleoplasm
Molecular function (GO): epidermal growth factor receptor binding; phosphotyrosine residue binding
Source: RefSeq, a predicted model, not a curated record